AAUCAACUUCAAUUUGUGCUGAUUUACGCCUCUUAUCGUGCUCUUCCCCAUUUUUUUGUCAUGUCUGAAAAACUUCCUGAAUAUCAAAAGGUCGAAACAUCCCAUCCUUCAGAAGGGAUUGAGAUGGUUCCAAAAUCCGAAUUAAAAUAUGUCAGAAUCAAAUACUUUGUGGCAGGUGUUGGUGCCACUUUUCUCUUUUCAAUUCUUUGCAGCAUUUUGACUUUUUACGCCGUUCCUCAACAUCGUUUUAACUCCUUAACUUCAUCACAAUACCAUCAAAUUCACUCCAAUGUAUAUAGUUAUGAUUAUGAUAAUGAACUACAAACACCAAACACCGAUGAUGCUCAAGCCGAUGAAAUGUUUAAAAUUCUCAGCGCUGAUAAUAAUGAUGAUUCUCAUUCUACUAAAGAUGAAAAACAUGAAAAAUCUAAAAAUUACCACAAAAUGAUGAAACAUAGAUUUGGUCGUAAAGGUGGAAAAAAAUAUGGAGUUAAAGGUUACAAAUACCACAGUAAAGAAGAAAAAAAAAAUCAUAAAAAAUUCAAACACCAAGAUUGUGAUGGAAAAAAAAAAUUUUACCAAUUUAAACAUAAAAAAAUUGAUUCAAAACACAACGAAAAUGAAAAACCCGAAUUUAAAAACCUUGAAUUUGAAAAACAGGAAAUUGAACACCACCUUCAAGAUGAAAAACAUCAUCAAAACGAAAACCAUGAAUAAUUUCAAAAGCUAAAAAUAAUUAAGAAACAAAUUGUUGAGUUUUCUCCUUCUAAAAUUACUGAAAAUCAAGUUUCAAUUCUGAACUUUUUUAAAACAGCUUUACACUGAUACUUCUUUUUGUUUUUUAGAGCAUGUUUUUGUAAACUUAUUCUUCCUUAUUUCGUUUUGUUUUCGUAUAUUGAAUUGCUGAAUUUUUUAACUUUUUUAAAACCUUUUAUUUUUUUCAAAAUAUUAUCCAAUACUGUGUUACCGGUAUUGAAUCUAUUAAUUUUUAGUCAACUUUUUAAGAAUAAGGUGAUUUUUUUUUUUUCUAUUUAUUGACAUCUUAAUUUUAUAAACCAAAUUAAAUAUACACUCUUUAACAUUGCAAAGUAUUUCAAAUUUCAAAUUAAUAGCUAAAAUUUAAUCCAUAGCAUUUACGAAAAAAAAAUAAAAAAUAAAAAAAUAAAAACAUUAAAGGAGUAAUUUCCCUUGAAUAAAUGCAAAAUCU
This is a messenger RNA of Ascoidea rubescens DSM 1968, 1207 nucleotides long. RefSeq lists its product as uncharacterized. The annotation marks the transcript as partial. NCBI's taxonomy places the organism in Eukaryota, Fungi, Ascomycota, Saccharomycetes, Ascoideales, Ascoideaceae. The transcript has a single exon. The record is from RefSeq and is a predicted model, not a curated record.